CAGUUGUAGUAGGCUUGUCUGUUUGUAAGAUGAUGCGGGGACUAGUAGGUGUAUGAGAAAUAAAAUAACCCUGAAGUAUACUACUUACAUGUUAAUAAGCAGGACCUCCUAGUAGUGCCCACAGUAGAAAUUUAAAAUUUUCUAAUCCUCAUAACAUUUCUUGCCUCACAAGAAAGAAAAACUACUCAUGACCCAUUUCGCCCACGUCGGCGCGCACUGCGCAUAUCCCGGUUGCCACCAGCAAGAUUUCCUCCCCUUUACCUGCGUCCGCUGCCAGCUCGUUUUAUCCACAGUAAAUUUCCCGUACACAUACAAAUGCAGUCUCUGCAUGACAAAACUUGCCUGCAAUCCUAGUCUAGCAUGACAAGUUGGACACUGCAAGUUAGCGAAAUUUGUCAUGCACUUUGUACAUGUACGGAAAACGAAAAUUUACAUUGCAUGCGUUUUCUGCCUCGACCACAGAAGGGAAGAAGACCACAACUGCAAGGGCACCGCCGGCGUUUCCCGACAGGUGAUCAUUUGCCCAAUCUGCAAUCUAACAAUUCAGAAAGUCCCGGGCGAAGACGAAAAUGUCACGUGGUUGCGACACGCCAACACGCCCGGGCUGUGCCGGCCGGCAGGUGCAGGAGCAUCCGCAGCUGGUGGUAUAAACUCGCGGCGAAACAGUGGCGGAUCGCAGUCUCCGGAUGCUGGUGGAACAAAUAGCAACAAUAAGUGCGUAGGGGACGGGAAUUGGGAGGAAGCACUUGAUAGGAGGGGUGUGGAAGUGACAUGGAUGAGUAUUAAUGCGAAUGCGAAGGCAGGCUACGUCGCAUUGACAUGCAUUUUUGGCAGAUGCGAAGAGGACCAUGGGCAAGUAGCCGGUCUAUGA
Molecule: messenger RNA, 871 nt
Organism: Amoebophrya sp. A120
Lineage: Eukaryota; Dinophyceae; Syndiniales; Amoebophryaceae
Source: the annotation of a GenBank genome assembly